Leguminivora glycinivorella is the source of this 2318-nucleotide messenger RNA. Its product is annotated as angiotensin-converting enzyme-like. Gene Ontology annotation, biological process: proteolysis. The coding region runs from base 141 to 2063 and encodes 640 amino acids. Gene Ontology annotation, cellular component: plasma membrane. The transcript is spliced from 12 exons. Gene Ontology annotation, molecular function: metallopeptidase activity; peptidyl-dipeptidase activity. NCBI's taxonomy places the organism in Eukaryota, Metazoa, Arthropoda, Insecta, Lepidoptera, Tortricidae. The record is from RefSeq and is a predicted model, not a curated record.
AAAAGAAAAAGAAUUCGAAUUGGCGCUAGUGCAUCGCCUGCACAGUUUAGUGCGGAGUGACGGCCAGUGUGUACGGACGUGCUAACGGUUGUAGUGAACGUGUUCUGUAUUCGAAAUUCGAAACGUGUUAUGUUUUGACGAUGUUGAAAAUCGGCGGCGGAGCUGUGCUCAUCGCAGCAAUAGUGGCUGUGUUCGUGGUAGCCACACAAGGUCGGGACCCGGACCUUGAAGCGUCAGAACAUGAGGGAAGGGAAUAUAUCAUGCAGCUAGAUAAAGCUGCUGGAGAGAGGAGAAACAGAGCUACUAUAGCUGAAUGGGCGUAUACUUCUAAUAUUACUAAGGAGAAUGAAGAACAGAAGAUACAAACCCAACUAGAGAUCUCAAAGCUAGAGAAGUUAGCAUGGGAGGAAACGAAGAUGUACAAAUGGCAGGACUUCCAAGAUGUGUCAUUACGGAGGAUGUUUAAGAAGUACAGUCAGCUGGGAGUAGCAGCGUUGCCGGAUGACAAGUACAAGAUGCUGAUGAAGUCUGUCUCGGACAUGGAGUCGAAUUAUGCGACGUCGAAGAUCUGCUCGUAUAAGAAUACGACGAAGUGUGAUUUGUCGUUGGAACCUGACAUCACAGAAAUCUUCGCAAAGAGCCAGAACGUGUCAGAGCUGGAACACACCUGGGUGGAGUGGCAUAAGGCCGCCGGCGCUCGCGCUAAGGAUAACUUCACACAGUAUGUCAGGCUGAGCAACGAAGCUGCUAAGCUCAAUGGUUACAAAGACGUAGCCGAAUGGUGGCAGUCUGACUACGAAGUGAACGACUUCGAAGACCAACUCGAGAAGCUGUGGAACGAUGUGAAGCCUCUAUACCAGCAGCUGCAUGCGUACGUCAGGAAACAGUUGAGGGACAAGUACGGGCCUGAGGUGGUGUCGGCUAAGGGACCUAUUCCUGCGCAUUUGUUGGGUAAUAUGUGGGCUCAAACCUGGAACAACAUAGAAUCAUUCACACGCCCGUACCCAGACAAGAAGGAAAUAGACAUCACCCAAGCAAUGAAGGACCAGAACUACACCGCACUCAAAAUGUUCCAAAUGUCAGACAGUUUCUUCCGAUCUUUGAAACUGACUCCGAUGCCUGAGAAAUUCUGGAAGAAUUCUAUAAUAGAGAAGCCUACUGAUAGGGAUAUAGUUUGCCAUGCUUCUGCUUGGGACUUUUAUGAUGGUGAAGAUUUCAGGAUCAAGCAGUGCACAACAGUAGAUUAUGAAUAUUUCCAAACAACACACCACGAAAUGGGUCAUAUUCAGUACUUCCUUCAGUACAAACAUCAACCGGUCGUUUUUCGUGAUGGAGCUAACCCAGGUUUCCACGAAGCCGUGGGUGACACGAUAGCCCUGUCGGUAUCUUCACCGAAACAUUUGAGAAGCGUCGGACUUAUCAACAAGAACGACACAGAAGAUGAACAGACUGAGAUCAAUCAGCUUUACAAAAUGAGUAUAGACAAAGUGGUCUUCCUACCCUUCGCGUACAUUCUCGACCUGUUCCGCUACGGUGUCUUCCGAGGAACGACUACCCCUGAGAACUAUAACUGCCACUACUGGAGGCUGAGGGAAAGCCUGCAAGGUGUGGAGCCUCCGGUUACGAGGACUGAGGAGGAUUUCGAUGCUGCUGCUAAGUAUCAUGUGUCUGCUGAUGUGGAGUAUGCUAGAUAUUUCGUGUCUUUCAUCAUCCAGUUCCAAUUCCACCGAGCGCUGUGCGAGCUGGCGGGGGAAUACUCGGCCACGAAGAAGCUAGUCGAUUGCGAUAUCGUGGACAGCGUCGCUGCUGGAAACGCACUAUCAAACAUGCUCAAAAUGGGUUCAUCCCACCCGUGGCCCGACGCGAUGGAAGCGCUCACGGGCCAGCGAGAGAUGAAGGCGGACGGCCUACUCGAGUACUUCAGACCGCUCCACGACUGGCUCCAGAAGGAGAAUGAGCGGACUGGCGAGUUCGUCGGCUGGGAGGCUAGCAAGAUCCAAUACUGCACUGCAGAGCAACAGGCAGCGCUACAGUCAGAACAGAAGGAGGAACACAGCACGUGACGCGGCCAGUACUUACGUUAGGCACGGCUGGGCAACGUUACAAAAUAACGUUAACCGUUAAUACCGUUAUUUUUAAAAGUUGGCAAGGUCUGUAACGCUAUGUGUAAGGCAGUGCAGCUGGACGGGGCGUGCAGCGUGCAUGCCAAACAAUUGAAGCUCAUGCAAGUGUCCUGAGCCGACGCUGUUUAGGGUGGACGCACGCUCGCCCGCCCCGCCGAACUCCGCUCCGAGAGUCCACUCAGGCCGCACAUUAAC